Penaeus indicus is the source of this 507-nucleotide messenger RNA. RefSeq names its product RING-box protein 1-like. The record is from RefSeq and is a predicted model, not a curated record. Bases 1 to 303 code for a protein of 100 amino acids. Lineage: Eukaryota; Metazoa; Arthropoda; Malacostraca; Decapoda; Penaeidae. Gene Ontology annotation, cellular component: cullin-RING ubiquitin ligase complex; nucleus. Gene Ontology annotation, molecular function: ubiquitin protein ligase activity; cullin family protein binding; zinc ion binding. The transcript has 5 exons. Gene Ontology annotation, biological process: ubiquitin-dependent protein catabolic process; protein ubiquitination.
AUGCCCCUGAGGUUGUUUUGCCUUGGAGAUAUGACCAUCUGUAUCCAGAGAUUGUGGAAUGCUGUGGCACUGUGGGCCUGGGAUAUUGUAGUGGACAAUUGUGCCAUCUGCCGAAACCAUAUUAUGGACUUGUGCAUUGAGUGUCAAGCAAACCAAGCUUCUGUUACUUCAGAGGAAUGCACUGUUGCUUGGGGAGUUUGCAAUCAUGCUUUCCAUUUCCAUUGCAUUUCCCGAUGGUUAAAAACACGUCAAGUGUGCCCACUAGAUAACAGGGAAUGGGAGUUCCAGAAGUAUGGCCACUGAAAAUUUGUUCAAUAUAGAAUUUCAACAUUACUUUUACUUUUUCCACUUUUUUUCAAUGGCAGUUUAAAACCUCAAGUUCUUCUACACCAUUUUUCAGCUGAUCCUGUUUUCACUUGCAAUAUUUUUUUUUUUUUUUCUGUAAUCAUAAUUUUUCUUCAACAUGUCACAUGUGAUAAAACUUACAAAUAAACAUUAGUGUUUUUA